AUGUGUUUAGACGCUUAAUACGGAACCAGUUUAAAAAGCGGGUUAACCCACAAAAAACAACAACAGCAACAAUAUAAAGUUCACAAAACCAAAAGUUAGCACUACCAAUUUGAUGUUUGAGAAUCAAAUGUUGAGGUGGUGAUACCAAGGCUUAUUUUCGUUAAAAAAAGAAGAUAAAUUAAAGAAGAAGAAUAAAAAUUAAAUUAAGCUCAAAUUAAAAAUUAGAAAAAUUCAAAGAAUCUCGAGGUGAUGAUAAUGAGUGUGUGUGUGUUUUUGUUUGUGUCCGUAUGAGAAUGAGUUAAUGUGGUUUAUAUAAUACCUACCUACCUACAUACCAACAAAUAAAAUAAUAAUAUGAGCUUCUUGCGGUUACCAGAUGAAGGCAGCAACAAAAACAAAGUGGCAAGUGUUAAACCUUUGAGUGCAACAGCAGAAUUACUUUGAUGGGAAUCGACGACCAUGCCUCCUGGUGUUCGGUAUCACUGAAUCUGUGAGAAUUUGUUUCUGACCACUGAAUAAGUAUUUUGAAAUAAACGUGAGCUUUUCACACAUGAGAUGAAAUACUACAAAAGAAAAUAAAAAUAAUUGUAACAUAAAGCAUCAGCAACAUCGUCAACUAAAUAACAACAAAGUGGAUUAUAGCUAUUAAUGUUAAAUAGUUAAUGGUUAAAUUGUUAAGAAACGAAAUCCCGAUCCAUGUGAAUAAGCGCGACCAACCGUCCGACCGACAGAGUGAGUGAAUGAGUGUUGUGUGAGCGUGUCUGUGUGUGUGUGUGUUUCUUCGGUUUUACGCUUGUGUUCUGGAAAUGAAAAUAUAACAUUUCGCUUAUCGGAACCCCCGGGAAAAAGUUGUGCCACCGUCGUCUGUCUGCUGAACAACAAAAUCGACUUCUGAGGAAACUCUGUGUUUGUUUAACACACAGAGAGAAGGCUAAAUGAAAACACUUCCAAAGAAGUGCCAGAACAAAAGCACAUAGUGAAAGAAAACAAAAACAACAAAUGUUUUAAGCAACUUAGAGAUGUAUUCCUAUUGUUUUUAAUAACAACAUCCGCAAGUUCUUGCUGAAAACUACCUUCCACCGCCCCUGCGAGCGAGGCAACGAAAAGCGCUCAAACACCAGCAUAAUAGUGGAGCUGAAGGCUGAAACAAUAGCAGCGGAAAAUUCUUGCCAAGAAGUGGAAAAUUUGUUAUAAGAUGUCAUAAACUGUUAUCUGUUUUCCUGACAACCAAAGAAGAAAGACUUUCGACAAAACCAUCGAACAAACGGCAGCUAUCAAUGCUAACACAAAAGUUGACAUUGUUCAGAAACUUGGAUAGAGCUUGGCUCAGACAACAUUAAUUACUUCACAAGGCGACCACCAUUGGUUUACUGAGAGCCUAAAUGUAUGCAGCUCGUGCCUCACAAUUUGCCAAAACCAUUACCAUGGCGUGCAGUGUACAAAAACAACCCCAAAGCAAUCCUCUGGCCAAGGGAUCGUCAUCCUCGGCCGGUCCCACAACUCCGAAGCCCAAAAAUCAGGGUGGACCACGGGGAUCGCUACCGACGGAUAUGGUCGCACAGCCGCCUCUAGAAUUUCAGUGGCCCCCACCGAUUCCAGUAUCAACGCACACGAAUAAUGUGCGUUUGAAUAUGAUGAAUCAGGACCCGAAGGAUUUGCACACGGCGAGGGCCAUGAUAGAGGAACUGAGAUCAAAGGUCCGGUUUCAAGCGGAACACAUUAUGAAAUGGAGAAAGGCUUACGCCCUGCAGGUACAACAACAAUACCGCUAUCAAAAAGAGAAGAGCGAUCAAAUGAAUGCUUUAACCUCACAGUUGCUGCUUCUGGAAUCGCGCUUGAAACGCAAACAGAAGCAAAUUUCAAGUCUUUUACAGCAUCGAGAGAUGACGAUACAAAGGCAACAGAAAAUUAUAGAUACACUCUCUUCGCGUUUGGUCGAUCAUGGACUCGAAACGAUCGAUGCAAGCUACGCCACCGAAUUGGAUUCGCUGAAUGAUUCCGAUUCUGCAGUGGUCCUCGAAGAUAUGGACUCCGACUCGAAUGUCACACUGAUAGGCGGCAUUCGCAGAAAAGGUUCAGGGGCUGGCUGUGGUGGAGGGCCGUGUACUGCUCCGAGCACGGGGGGUGAUGGCAUAACAAUAGCCCGCUCCAUAUCAGAUGCCAUUGAGACGAGCCUGAAUAAGUACGGUGUGGUAAGACGUAACAAUUGCUUUUUACGCCGACCGGAAAUCCUAGAGACUGUUUAUUCCGUUGAGGAAGACCCGGAACCCACGUCCGAUGUCGCCGAGAAACGAGACAAAUUCAAACAAAGAUCCGAAAAGGCUUUGAGUUCUAGUUCAACAGAGGGUCAAUUGGACACCAUGGAUAUUGUCACGCCCCCAAGCAACAACUCCACCACAACUUGCAACAACAAUGGUUCCACAAUUCCCCUGACUACCGUUACCAUUACCGGGCCCGAAGACACAACCAAAGACAAAGAUCAGCCACUCUCCUCCCAAAACGAAGAAAGCUUCACCACCGCUCUGAGCAUGCGGGUGCCCCAGCUACAAAGAAAUGCAAAAUCGAUGGAAGACCAGCAGCGCUCAAUGAGCAAAGAUGAUGAUGAGCUCAACAACGACCAGCCCAAAUCACAGAAUCCAAUGACGAACUAUAACCGCGUCAUGUCAAAUCACCGUUCGGUGACCAAGCCGAAGGAUGUCAAGUACAAGCGUAUCAACAAGGCAAAAUCAAAAAGUCUGGAGGAGUUGAGAGGCCGUCUAAAAAAUCUCGUUGAAAAGGUUGAUCCGGUACUUAGCAAUUCGGUGUACACGCCCAACAUAAUACCACAAACGGCCCAGUCAUAUGCGUGACAAUUGCCCAACAGCGACAAGGAUGCCUCCGCAACAACACCCUCCUCCACCACCAACACUCCUUCCAAAGCAAAUGAUUUCCCCUUGAUCAGCGUGGAUCGAAAGCCCACUUCCGAAGUGUCGCUGGCAUUAGCCGUGGUGUCGAUGACGAAGCAUGUGGGCCCUAAACGUUCCCUAACCUCGCCGCGAAUUCUAGUGCCACAAUCAGCGCUGCACAACAGCGGUAACGGUUCGGCCGGCUCUGGGUCGGGAGGCGGCAGCCGCAGCAGCUUCUAGCAAUUAAAGAAAUUUUUCAUUCGUAAUUGUGAUAAAAAGUGAGAGAUGAAAUGUUUCUUUCUCCUGUUAAUUUCAGUACAUUUUGUUUAACAAAACGUCGCUUCAGUCGAUGGUUAAAAAUAUAUUAUUUUUACAUACAUUUUAAGUUGUACAUAUGACAAAAGUAAUAAUACAAUUAAUGUUAUUUUUCACUAACUGAUAAUAAACAAAACGAAAUGCUUAUUUAGAUACUUUAA
Musca domestica (house fly) is the source of this 3361-nucleotide messenger RNA. RefSeq lists its product as uncharacterized. Lineage: Eukaryota; Metazoa; Arthropoda; Insecta; Diptera; Muscidae. The transcript is spliced from 4 exons. Bases 1383 to 2849 code for a protein of 488 amino acids. The record is from RefSeq and is a predicted model, not a curated record.